Messenger RNA from Ictalurus punctatus (channel catfish), 1863 nucleotides. Its product is annotated as beta-2-glycoprotein 1. The coding region runs from base 147 to 956 and encodes 269 amino acids. NCBI's taxonomy places the organism in Eukaryota, Metazoa, Chordata, Actinopteri, Siluriformes, Ictaluridae. The transcript has 7 exons. The record is from RefSeq and is a predicted model, not a curated record.
AGGUCAGAGAUUUCUGAAUGCUGGUAAAUGACGAUGAGCCCAUUUCUCCUUCACCUCCCCCAGCUUGUUUAAACGGAAUUUCUACAAACAGCUCAGAAAAGUGCUUGUAGUCAGUAUCAGCAAACCAAAAACACUCAAAAAUAAGGAUGAGGCCAGCAUUUCAGUGGUUGCUGCUGCUUAUAUGUCACGCGUGGCUGAUCACAGCUGAAACAACAGACAAAGUGUGUCCCCGGCCUCCUGAGGAGGAUGGCACAGAACUGAGUGGAGGACAGAUAUUUUUCGAGCCAGGAACAGAGGUUACACUGUCAUGCAUACGGGGUUACUCAAGCACCGGAGGGUCACGCAAAAUAACCUGCAAAAGUAAUGGAGAGUGGACCGAGCGGCAGCUGAAGUGCUCCCCAAAGCGGUGUCCGGUUCCUGAACCGCCAACGAACGGAAAGGCGGACUUCAACAAGAUUGUUUACAAAAGCGUCAUCGCAUAUUCCUGCAAUGAAGGAUACGUCCUGGUUGGAGCCAGUUCCAGUGAAUGCUUAUACACAGGCCAGUGGAGUGACUCCACUCCACAGUGUGAACCUGUUACUUGUGGUCUUCCGCCUAUUCCACCUAACGCCAAAAUCGUGUAUGACAGGCAUUUCAACGGCGACACCGUAGAGUUCGGUUUUGGAGGGCUCUAUGAGUGUAUGCCUCCCAUGGUUCUCGUUGGUGAUAAGAGAGCCACAUGCACUGCCGACGGCACAUGGUCGAAACCACCAGAGUGCAAGUUGGUAGUGUGCCCUGUGCCCUUACAAAUAGAGAAUGGCUUUCUGUCAUUUGCUGAGCUGCGACAGCAUGGGUAUAAUGAAAAAGUCAAAUAUGGCUGUGACAGUCCCUACAUCCUUGAUGGACCUGCCGAGGUUGAAUGUGAAGAAACUGGCUCAUGGUCUAGAAUUCCUACAUGUAAAGCUCCACCCACUUAGGAUGUGAGAGAAGGAUGCAAGGAUAAGAUGUGAGGAGAGAGGAAUCGAAGCAAGUCGAAUGGAAUAUCCUUGCUCUCUCAAGUGUCACUUCAAAGCGACAUCAAUUAAUGAUGACUGUGCUCAGCUGGAUUGCUUCACUGUGCUUCAGGGAUCUGCCGUUAUGCUUUUUAUUUUUAUUUUUAUUUUUAUUGAUGUGCCAUUAUGUUGUUGGAGCUUGGUUAAUAGCAACAUUCUUAAUAAAGCAAAACAAAAUGCACUGAUAGUAUGUGAAAUGUCUGGGUUAUUCAACAAUGAAUUAAUGAACAAUACAUAAACUAUCACAUCAUUCAUGCAGCUUUUCAUAUCCAAACAUGCAAGGAUCAAUAAAUUACAAUACUCAUUGUAAGCAUAUUAUUAUGUAAAGAUGUUCCAGAAGGACGAUGACAGUUGCCUUGAUCAUUCUGAAGCCAUCAGAGCAGUUACAACUGUUGUGUCGUCGAUCCCAGCAUAGGCCGCAGCUCCAGCUAUUGCUCCAGUAGUGCCGUAUGCUGUUGUAAGGAAAGUCAUGUUGGGAUAUCCCAACUCCAUGCAGAAUUUAUCCAACAACUGCUGUCAUAAGUUUGUGGGUGGGGUUCCAGCGGUGUCACGUUGUGAUAAGUUUACUGUGAACACUCUCUCCUCCCUGUGAACACCCCUUCUGUCUCUUUCCUGGUUCCUGUGUUGGCACCUUUUUCUCUUUGUUUCUUUGUCGACUCAGGUGCGGACAGAUGAAGCCCCUCACCAUUUGUGCAUUUACAUACCUUCCUGUUUCAUGCGAAUAUGCCCUUCUACCUUACCAAUCAAUGGUUAACCCAUUGUCUCUGUCGUGUGUCAAGCCUGAUAUAUACUCUGCCUUUCUUGGAAUAAAUGAGAGAUCUUGCCAUUUGAA